AUGAAAUCACAACAACAACGAUCUUUACAACAUCUCGAUGACUCGACACUCGGAUUAAUCUUUUCCUAUCUUCCCUUGAAUCAAUUGGUCUUUCUGAGUGAAUCGGGAUUAGACCUUGUAUGUCGGAGGUUUUUCCGAGUGUUGCACAUGGAAGAGGGUGUCUUGUUGAACCUAUGGCGACGAUUGUACAUGAGAGAGUACGAGAAAUCGAGUUUGUGUCCAACAUUUUCGUAUCGGGAACUUGCUCAUUAUGUGUUGAACAACAAUGACGAAAGAAGGAGAGAGGAGGAGCAGCAUGAUGCUCUUUUGGAGCAAAUAGCCACCACCACCACCAGUAAUGAACCAGGGGCUACAGUCAUGAAUAUGAUAGGUACUGAUAAUGAUGAUAAUGACGACGAGAAUAUGGAUAACACCACUCGAACAUUUCGAUCGGAAUCAGAGGAGUGUUCAACAUCUUGUCUCAAUUCUCUUACCCAUAAUUAUGAUGGUCCUCCUUCUCAUCCGAGAGCUCUCUCAAGUCAAGUUUUCCGUUGGCUCCUUGCAAACCUUAUUGGCUCUCGAGAUCGAGUUUCGAUGGGGGGUGUGGAGAUGAGAGAAAACUUCUCACUCGUGACACCUCUCUUGAGUGCUGAAUCUCGUCAUGUUCCCACAUGUUUCUCAGUGUGUAAUGUUUUGAAUCGAUGUGUGGAAUUCAUUGGUAUUGGAACCUUUGAUUAUAAACUUCAAGUCUAUGUGAGAGAUUAUGGAGAAGAGUUUUUGAAAGGUUUUCACCGAAAACGUCGACAAAGUCAAGCAAACAAGAUCUCAAUGUUGAGUGAUCGAUGGAAACACGUCACGACGAGUGAGGGAAAUGAAGAGACCGAAGAGGAUGAAGAGGUGACAAUAUCUGCCUCCUCAUUGAUCAACUCUGAUAGCAAGUAUCGCCUUGUGGAUAAAACCAUUCCGGCACAUUACGAUGAAAUUACUUGCAUUCGAUUUCUGAAUUCUCAAUACUUUUCUCACACUCCUCGCUAUUAUCAUGGUGAGAAUCAAGCAAGUAGUAGUAGUAGUGGCAACAGUAGCAGCAGCAGCGGAAGCAAUACUCACAAAAUUGCAACCACCAAUGGCGGCACAGGUCCCUCCUUACUCAUGAUCACAGGUUCUAAGGACAAGACCAUUAAGGUUUGGAAAAUUGAGUUUUCGCCACCAUCUGCACAAUAUUUGUCGUCAUCAUGGAACACUAGCGAGUCAUCAUCAUCAUCACAUGAGACUGUUUGUUCACCAUCGAUGGAUUUCCACAUUAAAUGCAUUGCAACCCUGUCUUCACACACCGAUUGGAUUCGAGACGUCAUUCCAAUCAGUAAGCAUCCUGAUAAGCUCGUAUCCAUUUCUAGGGACAAGUCCAUUAAAAUUUGGUCUCUUAAUACCAUGCAAUUGAAGCACAGCAUUCAGCCCAACAAUUUGGUCUGGUGUAUGGCAGAUCAUGUGGAUAAGGGGCUCUUAAUCACGGCCUCUACGAGUGGUGAAUUGAUCUUUUAUGAUGUUCAUACGGGUCACAUGGUCCAUCACAUGAAGCCACACAAAGAUCUCAUAACCAAAGUUUUGUACAUUCCAACACUUCCAGCUGUCUCCUCUCACAAUGAUGUGCAGACAUGCCGUAGAGUCACAAAAUUCCAAUCACCACCCUUAAUGAUUACAUGCUCUUACGACAAAUCCAUCUCUGUAAUUAAUGCAAACAAUUUUGAAAGAUUGGUUCACAUUGAUGAAGCACAUUCUACUCCAAUAUUUUCCAUUUCAGUGCAUGGCCAAAGACUCACCUCAAGCUCUGUGGAUGGCUGUGUGAAAAAUUGGAUCCUCUCCAAUUCCUCCUCGUCAAUCACAGGUAAUAUUGUGGAAUUGCAGGCAAGUAUGGAACAAUCUCUCAUUGGUUACAAAUUACCACAAGAACUUGGAGGCAGUAGAGGAACCAAUAUUUUUGACCUGAAUGGCAACGUGAAUCGACAAGUGAAGGUUGUAUCAUCUGUUCGAAGCAAUAGCACCGAAGAUAUCAUCAUCUCGAACAACGAUGCACACAAUUAUUUAUGCGUUUGGACCUCCAAGCAUCACAAGGAUAUGCAACUCAUUCGAUAUCCUUUGCCCGAUGUUGUACUCAAUCCGAAAAAUCAUUAUUCCAUUCAACAAUUAUUGAAAGUAUUGCCAUCCGAGAUUAUUGUCAAGGAUUUCACAAUUUGUGGAAAUCGUAUUAUUUGCUUGCUAGAAUUUGUGCCCACUGAAAGCACCACUUCGAAUCGUUCCAAUGCAGGGAACAACGGAGGUCGUGCGCAUACUCAUCAUACUGCUCAGAGUGUGUUCAUGCAAAAAAGAGGAUGUGUUUGCAUGUGGCAAUUGUAA
This is a messenger RNA of Naegleria fowleri, 2370 nucleotides long. RefSeq lists its product as uncharacterized. Gene Ontology annotation, molecular function: protein binding. The record is from RefSeq and is a predicted model, not a curated record. NCBI's taxonomy places the organism in Eukaryota, Heterolobosea, Eutetramitea, Acrasida, Naegleriidae. The coding region runs from base 1 to 2370 and encodes 789 amino acids. The transcript has a single exon.